AUCGGGGCAACAAGGCUGCGAUCUUGAUCCAGGGCAGGGCCGAGCAGCUCCGCUCGGAGAUUGGGCAGACCGUGCACGAGACCAACUGGAAUGCGCUGUUGAGUCGGGCGGCUGAGUUCGAGGAGAAGCCGGGGUUCCCACCUGAGAAUGAGAUCACGUGCCUCAUCGUGGGUUUGCACAUGCACUGCAGCGCCGCCUACGAGAGGAGAAUUUGCCACGACUUAUGCAGAUUGCCGUUCACGCUGUGUGCGAUGGCCAUGCAGCCCCCUGGAGUGAAAUGCAGGAAGCGGCGAAACCUCGCAGAGUUCAUCAUGGAUCAGCAUGGCAGGCCUCUGGAGGUGAAUGCUCGCAAGCCGAGGCUCACGCGCGCCGCGGCGCUUCAGUGGGCCGCCGACGACGGGGCUACCGCGCCUGCGCUCUGGGCCACAUUGGUGCUCGAGGAGGCGCGCGCUUAUGCGGCGGAUGCCCAGGCCAUCAUCGACCGCGAGAAGGAGAGGUGGACCACGCCGGGCCCUGACCCGCUUCCAGCGGAAGACGUGAUCAACGCGAUUGCGAGGAUUACCGACCCCCGCCGAGCGUCAACCCAGGCUUGGAAGUGGGCCACCGUGUGGUCUAUAAUCUUCGCUCGGCAUUGUAAGGACAGCGUCUCCGCGAGGUUAUGCUUCUCCUUCCAGAGCGGCGACUUGCGCGAUGGGGAUCUCGCCCAGUUCGUGUGCGACAGGAACUAUUCUGUCCGUUUCCUCGCAGAGUGGGAGGUGGUGCCGGAUAGCUCCGACGACGUCGAUGUUCCGCGGGGCAGUCUAUUGGCCGUUAUCAAGCACCCGCUGCUGCACUCCGACACGGCGAGCUUCCUGGAGAAAUUCCACGGCCACGGGGCCCAGGCAGGCGCGGGCGCCAACAGGUUCAUCAAGGUCUCCCGCCACGAUGUCGCGAGGUGCUUCCAGUCGAAGACGGACGGCAGGAUCUUCGCUGUUGUAAGGAAGAAGCCCACGUUGCCGUUCAAGCUCACGAAGGCGCUCCCCGCAGAGGUCGACAAGAUCUUCAAGCGCAAGUGCAGAGAGGGCGACGAUGACAA
Messenger RNA from Prorocentrum cordatum, 1075 nucleotides. NCBI's taxonomy places the organism in Eukaryota, Dinophyceae, Prorocentrales, Prorocentraceae. The record is from the annotation of a GenBank genome assembly.